Molecule: messenger RNA, 1988 nt
Organism: Lagopus muta (rock ptarmigan)
Lineage: Eukaryota; Metazoa; Chordata; Aves; Galliformes; Phasianidae
Exons: 2
Coding region: 188-1201 (337 amino acids)
Source: RefSeq, a predicted model, not a curated record
GGUCUUACGGAGAUCUAUGGGGUCUUAUGGGAUCCUAUGGGGCUCUAUGGGAUCUUAUGGGGCUCUAUGGGGUCCUAUGGGGCUCUAUGGGGUCUUACGGGGCUCUAUGAGGUCUUAUGAGGAUCUGUAGUGUCUGUGUGGGGCUCUAUGGGGUCCUAGGGGUCUCUAUGGGGUCUUAUGGGGAUCUAUGGGGUCUUAUGGGGGAUCUAUGGUGUCUUGUGGGAUGCUAUGGGGUCUUAUGGGGACCCUAUGGGGAUCUAUGGGGUCUUAUGGGGAUCUAUGGGGUCUUAUGGGGAUCCGAUGGGGAUCUGUGGGGUCUUACGGAGAUCUAUGGGGUCUUAUGGGAUCCUAUGGGGAUCUAUGGGGUCUUAUGGGGCUCUAUGGGGUCUUGUGGGAUGCUAUGGGGCUCUAUGGGGUCUUAUGGGGCUCUAUGGGGUCUUAUGGGGCUCUAUGGGAUCUUAUGGGGAUCCUAUGGGGAUCUAUGGAGUCUUAUGGGGCUCUAUGGGGUCUUGUGGGAUGCUAUGGGGCUCUAUGGGGUCUUGUGGGAUGCUAUGGGAUCUUAUGGGAUGCUAUGGGGCUCUGUGGGGUCUUAUGGGGAUCCGAUGGGGAUCUGUGGGGUCUUAUGGAGAUCUAUGGGGUCUUAUGGGAUCCUAUGGGUAUCUAUGGGGUCUUGUGGGAUGCUAUGGGGCUCUAUGGGGUCUUGUGGGAUGCUAUGGGGAUCUAUGGGGCCUUGUGGGAUGCUAUGGGGUCUUAUGGGAUGCUAUGGGGCUCUGUGGGGUCUUGUGGGAUGCUAUGGGGUCUUAUGGGAUGCUAUGGGGCUCUGUGGGGUCUUAUGGGGAUCCGAUGGGGAUCUAUGGGGGUCUUAUGGGGCUCUAUGGGGUCUUGUGGGAUGCUAUGGGGUCUUAUGGGAUGCUAUGGGGGCUCUAUGGGGUCUUGUGGGAUGCUAUGGGGUCUUAUGGGAUCCUAUGGGGCUCUAUGGGGUCUUCUGGGGCUCUAUGGGGUCUUAUGGGGAUCCGAUGGGGAUCUGUGGGGUCUUACGGAGAUUCUAUGGGGUCUUAUGGGAUCCUAUGGGGAUCUAUGGGGUCUUAUGGGGCUCUAUGGGGUCUUGUGGGAUGCUAUGGGGCUCUAUGGGAUCUUAUGGGGCUCUAUGGGGUCCUAUGGGGCUCUAUGGGAUCUUAUGGGGCUCUAUGGGGUCUUAUGAGGAUCUGUAGUGUCUGUGUGGGGCUCUAUGGGGUCCUAGGGGUCUCUAUAGGGUCUCUAUGGGGUGCUGUGGGGGCUCUAUGGGAUCCUAUGGGGAUCUAUGCGUUCUUAUGGGACCUGAUGGGGCUCUAUGGGGUCUUAGGAGUCUCUAUGGGAUCCUGUGGGGAUAUUAUGGGGUCUCAUGGGAUCCUAUGGGGUCUUAGGGGACCCGAUGGGGAUCUAUGGGGUUUUAUGGGGCUGUGUGGAGUGUCUGUGGGGUUCUAUGGGGUCUUGCAUGGAUCUGUGGGGUCUCUGAGGGGUCUUAUGGGGCUCUAUGGGGUCUUACGGGAUCCUAUGGGGUCCUGUGGGGUCUCAUGGGAUCGUAUGGGGUCUUAUGGGACCUGAUGGGGUUCUAUGGGUCUUAUGGGGCCCUAUGGGGUCUUAUGGGACCUGAUGGGGUUCUAUGGGUCUUAUGUGGCCCUAUGGGGUCUUAUGGGAUCUGAUGGGGUUCUAUGGGUCUUAUGGGAUCCUAUGGGGCCCUAUGGGGUCUUAUGGGAUCGUAUGGGGUCUUAUGGGACCUGAUGGGGUUCUGUGGGUCUUAUGUGGCCCAAGGGGUCUUAUGGGACCUGAUGGGGGUUCUGUGGGUCUUACGGGAUCGUAUGGGGCUCUAUGGGGUUUUAUGGGAUGCUAUGGGGCUCUAUGCCAUCUUAUGAGAUUCUAUGGUGCUGUGUGGGGUUUCUGUGGCGUUGUAUGGGAUUCUAUGGGGUUUCUAUGGGUGAGACCCCCCCAGAGCGCCCCAUAACCCCGUU